AUGCAUAUCGAAUCGAUUCCUAUGUGGGAGGGCACGGGCAAUAACUACGCCUACUUGGUUUCAGACGAGAAGACCAAAGAUGCCGUUAUCAUCGAUCCCGCCAACCCAUCAGAAGUGCUGCCGUCUUUGAAGAAGGCUGUGGACAGCGGCAUCAAGCUCAACAGCAUCGUCAACACUCACCAUCACCACGACCAUGCCGGCGGUAACGCUGAAGUGCUCAAAACGUACCAAAUUCCCAUCGUAGGCGGGAAAGACUGCGACAAGGUCACGAAGACACCAAGCCAUGGCGAGACUUUCAAGGUUGGCAACAUCAACGUCAAAGCUCUGCACACACCAUGCCAUACUCAAGAUAGUAUCUGCUAUCUCUUCGAGGACGGCAACGAUCGAGCUGUGUUCACCGGAGACACUCUGUUCAUUGGAGGCUGUGGCCGAUUCUUCGAGGGAACACCGGAGGAAAUGGACGCCGCUCUAAACAAGACUCUAGCGGCACUAGCUGACGACACCAAGGUCUUCCCGGGCCACGAGUACACUAAAGGCAACAUCAAGUUCGGCAUCAAAGUCAUACAAUCAGAACCCAUCAAGAAGCUCGAAGCUUUUGCAAAUUCGAACAAGCAGACACAGGGCAAGUUCACGAUCGGAGAUGAGAAGCAGUUCAACGUCUUUAUGCGGCUGGACGAUCCCGCCGUACAGAAGUUCACCGGCAAGACCGAUCGCAUAGAUGUUAUGUCGGCUUUGAGAGAGGCGAAGAACUCCAUGUGA
Molecule: messenger RNA, 759 nt
Organism: Zasmidium cellare ATCC 36951
Lineage: Eukaryota; Fungi; Ascomycota; Dothideomycetes; Mycosphaerellales; Mycosphaerellaceae
Exons: 8
Coding region: 1-759 (252 amino acids)
Molecular function (GO): hydroxyacylglutathione hydrolase activity
Source: RefSeq, a predicted model, not a curated record